Rhodotorula toruloides NP11 is the source of this 1392-nucleotide messenger RNA. RefSeq names its product protein serine/threonine phosphatase. Bases 1 to 1392 code for a protein of 463 amino acids. The record is from RefSeq and is a predicted model, not a curated record. The transcript is spliced from 7 exons. Gene Ontology annotation, molecular function: cation binding; protein serine/threonine phosphatase activity. Gene Ontology annotation, biological process: protein dephosphorylation. NCBI's taxonomy places the organism in Eukaryota, Fungi, Basidiomycota, Microbotryomycetes, Sporidiobolales, Sporidiobolaceae.
AUGGGCCAAACUCUGUCGGAACCCGUCGUAGAGAAGCACUCGCACCAGGGAGAAGACUCGCGGCUAGCAUGGGCAGUCAGCGAGAUGCAGGGAUGGCGUCUGACCAUGGAGGAUGCGCACGCGGGGAUCCUUUCGCUUGGAGACGAGCUCAACGGCAAGAAGACGUCGUUCUUUGCGGUCUAUGAUGGGCAUGGCGGCUCAACGGUCGCGAAGUUUGCGGGCGACACGGUGCAUGGACGAUUGGCGGCGAACGACUACUUCAAGAAGCGGGAUUGGGAGGCGAGCUUGAAGCGGGCGUACUUGGAGACGGACGAGGAUUUGCGGGCGAAUCCCGACUUCCGAGGCGACCCUUCAGGCUGCACGGCCGUGUCGACGAUCAUUACGCCAGAGCUCAAUAUCAUCUGCGCCAACGCAGGCGACUCUCGUGCCGUGAUGUCUGUCGGCGGCGAAGCCAAGCCUCUCUCGUUCGACCACAAGCCCACAAGCCAGGGCGAGACCUCUCGCAUCGUCGCUGCCGGCGGCUUUGUCGAGUUCGGCCGAGUGAACGGCAACCUCGCCCUCUCGCGCGCUCUUGGCGACUUCGACUUCAAGCAGAACUCGAAUCUCGACCCGGAGCAGCAGAUCGUCACCGCUGACCCCGACAUCACCGUGCACGAGGCGACUCCCGAAGACGAGUUUGUCGUUCUCGCUUGCGACGGCAUCUGGGACGUCCUCACCUCGCAGCAAGUCAUCGACUACGUCCGCCUCGCCAUCUCGCAGGAAAAGCCGCUACAGACCAUCUGCGAAGAGCUCCUCGACCGGUGCCUCGCGCCCGAUUCCGACUGGGGCGGCGUAGGAUGCGACAACAUGACGAUGAUGGUCGUCGCUCUCCUCGGCGACCGGACAAAGGACGAGUGGUACGCGUGGGUCAAGGGCCGCGUCGAGCGAGGCGAGCCUUACGCGACGCCGAAGGAGUUUGUCGAGCCGUUCGGACAAGGCGGGAACGGUCCUCGCGGCGCCUUGAUGGGCGGUCAGGCCGGUGGCGCGGCGGGCGGCGUUCCUGGCGGUAUCCUCGGCGGCGCCCUCCGAGUCGGUUCGACGGACGGCGGCAUCUCGCUUUCGUUCCCUGGCAGCGGCGGCGCAGGCGAGGACGACAGCGAGGACGAGGGCGAGCUUGACUUGCCCGCGAUCCAGGCGGCAUUGCGGGCGCGCAUGGCCGAGCUCGAGCGCGAGGAGGCGAUGGAGGGCGAGGAUGGCGAGAUCUCCGGUCCAGCGCAGGGGGCGUCGAUCACCGACGACGCCGACAUGGACGAUGUCGAGGACAAGCGUAUCGAGGAUGUCAGCGAGACCGAAGGCUCGACGACGCCAAAGGAGGACGCUCUUCACGCAGCGACUUCCGGCGCCAGCCUGUAG